UAUAAUCUAUUUGUAUGUAUCUUUUAUUACGUGUAGGAUGAAUUUCACCCAUUCAUUGAGGCAUUAUUACCAUACGUCAAAUCAUUCUCGUACUCUUGGUUUAACUUGCAAGCUGCUAAACGAAAGUAUUACAAGAAACACGAGAAGCGCAUGUCGUUGGAAGAAGAAAGGCAUUGUAAGGAUGAGCUGCAGAAUGAAAAAACAGAAGUGAAACAGAAAUGGGCGUCGCGACUUUUGGGUAAACUACGAAAGGAUAUAACACAAGAAAGCCGAGAGGACUUUGUUCAAUCGAUUAUUGGAAAACGUAAAUCCAUUUGUGUGCUUUCGAAUCCCGAUCAAAAAGGAAAAAUGAGACGCAUCGACUGCCUAAGGCAAGCCGACAAAGUUUGGCGUCUUGAUCUUGUUAUGGUUAUACUCUUUAAGGCUAUACCAUUAGAGAGUACCGACGGCGAACGUUUGGAAAAGAAUCCUGAAUGUCUCCAUCCCGGUCUGUGUGUCAAUCCCUAUCACAUAAACGUUUCCGUGAGAGAGUUGGACUUGUAUUUGGCGAAUUUCAUCAACACGCACAAUUCAUCAAUAAAUAUGAUUGCCAGUUCAUUGUCUAGCACCCGAUCGGCCCAAGUUGCCGUUUGCAGUCUACACCGAAACAAUAAUAUACCAGUAGACAGAAAAGACGAUAAUGACAUUGAUGCGAAAACAAAAGGUCUUCGCCAUAAUCCAUACAAUGGUGUUGUUUGCAACGAUAUUAUCCUGGCCACCGGAGUUUUUUCAUCGCAGGAGCUCUGGACACUCUCUAAAGGUAAUGUGUAAAGCAUGUGGAGUAGG
This is a messenger RNA of Drosophila navojoa, 825 nucleotides long. It is a transcript of the gene NfI, whose product is annotated as Nuclear factor I. The record is from RefSeq and is a predicted model, not a curated record. Gene Ontology annotation, cellular component: nucleus. Gene Ontology annotation, biological process: regulation of transcription by RNA polymerase II. NCBI's taxonomy places the organism in Eukaryota, Metazoa, Arthropoda, Insecta, Diptera, Drosophilidae. Gene Ontology annotation, molecular function: RNA polymerase II cis-regulatory region sequence-specific DNA binding; DNA-binding transcription factor activity, RNA polymerase II-specific.